Molecule: messenger RNA, 5131 nt
Organism: Chiloscyllium plagiosum (whitespotted bambooshark)
Lineage: Eukaryota; Metazoa; Chordata; Chondrichthyes; Orectolobiformes; Hemiscylliidae
Gene: npat
Product: nuclear protein, ataxia-telangiectasia locus
Cellular component (GO): nucleus
Molecular function (GO): transcription coregulator activity; protein binding
Source: RefSeq, a predicted model, not a curated record
AUUCGCAGCUAAACUACAACUCCCAUGUUGCAGUCUGCCCCGCGCCUGACUUCCGCCGGAUGCUGAUCCGGGAGAAGUGCUGCGUUGUUUUUACGCGCCAUUUUCAGCUGGAGGACCAGUGUCUGAUGUGGUUGAGCGGCGAACGGCGAGGGAAUCUUGGCCGCUCCUCCCCGGUCCCCCCCUCACUCCUUGGGGCUGAUUCGGUGAACAUGUUGCUGCCGUCAGACGUAGCACGGCUCGUCUUGGGAUACCUGCAACAAGAAAAGCUUUCUAAUACUUGCAGAACCUUUAUAUUGGAAAGUGGAGAUCUAAAGGAGUAUGCCGAACACAGUACCGAGGAUGGGCUGGUGCCUGCUUGUUUACUGUCACUUUUUGGAAAAAACUUGAAAACUAUUCUUAAUGAGUAUGUGGUUAUGAAAGCAAGAGAUUCAAUGCCAGAAGCACCUGCAGUGUUGCCAUCCCUUUGGAAGAAACUGGAGUACACACUUUCCCAAAUUAGGAGUCUGCAACAGAGCUCUGUAGCACUUGCUACAAACCAGAGAGCUCGCACCAAAAAUGCUUUAAGUGAAUUAAGACGACGAGGAAAUUGUUCAAGGCAGGUGACCAGGGCUAACACCAGCCUCCUGUCAAUUUCUUCACAAACUGAGCAGAGGAUUAUUAAACCUCUUCCUGCAAACCCAGUUGUAAUAGCACAUGGCCCUGGAACCAGUCCAGUUAUUCCACAACCUCGACCUGAUGUUUGUGCAAACCAGAACCGUUCACAGGAUUUUAGUCGUUCUGUUGCCAACCCAAAUGGUGAUGCUCUUCACAUUGUCGUUCCUGGACCUUAUGACAGAAGAUUACAACCCGAGCAUGUUUCUCCAGGGAAACGGAAAUGUGAUUCCCCUCGCAAAAGAGGUAGCUUUGUAUCAGGACCGAAUUCUGUUCCCAAAACUGCAGAGAAUGAAGUAGAAGAAGGUCAAGUAGAAAUUGCUGUUGAAAGUUUUCCACAAAGAGUAAUUGAAAAUGCCAGAGAGAAAAUCUUGAAAGAUCGAUCUCUACUGGAAAAACUUGCAGAAAACAUAAAUAAAGUUAUGUUCAGUGAGACUAGUACUGGACACUCAUCAAAACCACCAGAGAGUACUACUACAUUACCAGAGCAAUCGAUUGAUGAAAUCUUAGGUCUUGGGGAUGAAGUCCAUAUGUCUGAUGAAGCUAUCCAGGAUAUCUUGGAGCAGACUGAGUCAGACCCUGCAUUUCAAGCUUUGUUUGAUCUCUUUGAUUAUGGUAAAUCGAAAAGGAGUGAAGACUCUGAUCAUGGACCGUGCAGCCAAGUAGGUUUGGAAGUAAUAGAAAAUGGUACAAGUUCAGCAUUCUCUGAGGCAUUUAACACCUAUCAAACAGAGGGAUUGGUGUCCGUACCGUCACCAGUCUCUGAGAAGGUGUCAAGUGGUUAUACGAAGAAAAGUAAGGCUGAUGGGACAGUCCAUAAAACUAAAAUGUCAUCAGAAUCAAACUCCAUUACAAAAUCUGCAAAAAAAGAAAAUCAGACUUUUCCAACUUUGAAUGCAGCUGAUGCAAAUAAAUCAAUGCUUUCAGUGGAUAGUCAAGCAACCAGCAACCAGACAUUGAAAUGUAGCUGUUGGACCACUGGAGAAGCUGCUGUUGUGUCUGCCCUUCCUUCGUCUGUUGCUGGUAUUCACACCACUACUUCAGCAAUGUCGGAGUGCCAAGAAGCUGCGGGUGUUGCUGAAAUGGAGGUUGAAGCCCAGUCGUCAUCUGUUUAUCAUGAAAAGACAGCACCAUCUCCACUUGUGCAACAAAAGCGCAAUGAGGACCGUUUAGGUGUUGAAGAGUUAAUUAAUCAUAAUGCUAAAACAGAAUCAAUAUCCAAAUUGACACUUCAAAAUGGACUUGUUGCAGACCCUAAUAGAUCUAUGCUUUAUGAUACUGAUAAAUCAAAAGCAGUAAUGAGUCAGCAUAAAAUUGAAAAGCCAAUAGCACAAACUGUCUGUGUCACAAGAACAACUGAUAAGACUGCAAUCGGAGUUUGUAAUGAACCACCUUCAGCUUGUGCUCCAGCAUCAGUUCAGUCAACUUUUGUAGUACAGAAAAGAUCUGAGUGUGAACCUAUGUCUUUGGAGGGAAGAAAGCACUUACCAGCUAACUCUGAUAACUCAUUAACUACAGUGUCAGAUCUGCAAAAUGUUCUGCAUAAGGUUGAAACCUGUAAAAGCCCUUUGACCAAUCUUCAGCAAUCUCAAGUCCUUGUUUCAACUGUACCUGAAGUAUCAAAUAGUUCAACUGUAAGCUCUAGUUCAGUAAACUCACUUCAAUCUGGUGCAAUAAAAUCCUGUGUCAUUUCUGCUGAAGUGGAGUUGCCUGAUCGAGCGGAACCUGUUUCCUCCUCUGUUCCUUCUAAAUCGAGUUCUGAGGUUAGGGCUAUAUCCCUUCAACCAAGUUUUGUUACUUCGGGCCUGAACCCUGCAACUGAAAGUGUUUCAACCAAUGUGGUGUCUAAAUCACCCCUUAAGGCCACUUCUGUAAAGACUGAUGUUAUCUCGACUUCCAAAAAUUCAAAUGCUGAACCUUCCAGCACUAUGGAGGUAGAUCCCUCAAAUAUAGUAACUCUCAAGAUAAUAAUUAGUGAUGACCCCAAACAGUCAUCUUCAGAUCCAGAAUUAAAUAAUGCUGUGUCCAGUAUUACUAAUGAAAAUGUACCGACAAUUAUAAUGUCCUCUCCAGGUGGUACACCCUUAAAGGGCAAAGGAUUAAGCCAAACUUUAUCAAAUAGCAAUAGUGUUACUGUUGCUGAAACAAACUCUAGUUGCAAUGAGUGUGUAAGUACUGAAGAGACAGAAAGUGCUAUAAAUAGUUUGAAGAUGACAGAGGAGCCUGAAAGCAGUGAGCACAAUGUUGCCACAACGGAAGUUGAAGUUGUGUCGACACAAAGCAUUACUUCCAGCAAUGUGACCAUUAAUAUACCACAGGCUGAUUGUACUCAGUCCACACAAAAUCCUCUUAGUUUAUCAAAAGACACAGGACUCAUUCAACUAUUGCCUACUGCUACCACAUUUGGACAAUCUAGCAGUGUCCUCAUAGCAACUUGCAUGCAAGAUUCUGCAGGGCAAUCAUUGAGGAAAGGAGAAGAACCAAAUAAUGGUAGCACUUUUAUUUUAGACCACCGAGGUAAUUCUACAAAUGUCUUGAUGCUACCGAGCAGUUCUGCAUCUACAGCUAUUUCAACAUCUGUUCCUCAAGCUUUAUCAACGCCUCCAAGACCAAGCACUGUUUUGACAAUGGGACAACCUGUCUCUUCAAAUUUUUCACAAGGGUCAACGUUUAUUAUUACAUCCCCUGUUCAGCCAGUGCUGCAAGGAAUGAUGGGAGUUAUUCCUGUUUCAAUAAUGGGUCCAAAUAGUGGAACAACAUUCACAGUAUCACCUCAACAGGUUCUUCGUAUGCCAGUAUCAUCAUCCCUUGGCAAAAAGUGUAACCGAUUCAGUAAACUUCCCAUUUCAAGGAAACCACCACAGUUAGCUGUUCAACCAAACACCUUAAAUACAGGACAAUCCUCAGUCAUUGGCACACUCAUUUCAAUAGAUUCAUCAAUCUCUCAAAAUACUUCCCAGCCUCAGAGAGCUGAAAAUUCAGAACAAACUGUUCCUGGCGACCAAAUGGGAAAAUCGAGAGAGCCCACAGUGGAGAUACCUAAUGCAUCAAGCUCAAAAUUGAGAUCACAGCGCCACAGACGAGUGUUGUGCUUUGAUAAUGCAACAGCCACACAAUCAGACCAUUCCCGUGUGGAGUAUAACACUAGUCAGGCAAAAAAGGAAUAUCGUACUGAUAAUAUAAAUCAAUCUGAUGCAACUUUUACUUCCCAGAACAAGGAGCGAUCUGAAAGGACAGAUCUAAGGGUUAGUAAAGGGAGGGAAGUACAGGGGAAAUCAGAGAAGACUAAAAGUUCAUCUUCUGGCCAACCUUAUGAGUCAUUCCACAAAACAACAGCAAAUAAAGAAAAUGAGGCAAGUAGGGAUCAGGUUCGACAGAGAAGUAGAGAAACUUCAGAUCUUCCAAGUGUACAGAUGCAAAAAAGAGUCUCUCAAAGUGAAAGACCCAAUUCUCAAACUACAGUUGCAGACAAAGAUGGCAGUAAUAGAAUUCCUGAAUCCCAGCAAGAGUGCAAAAAAGUCACCAUUGCUCUUACAGUCUCUCAAGAAACUGCUUCUAAAAGGAAUUUAGAUAAAAGCGAUAGUUUUAGUCUGACCAGCACGCUGACUAAACAAGCAGCUGAGAUGCUCCAAGACAUGCAGAGGCAAAGCCCUGCCCCAAAACAAACUAGUAAUGCUGACUUAACCAUGCCUAGGACACCAGGCUGUAAUGCAAAUGAAGGACCAGAUGAUUGCUUAGACUUUCAAAGGACUCCUCGCAACAAAGGUCUUGGAGAUGAGAAGGCAUCACCAAGAGUGAUGGUACCCCCUACAACACCAGAUAUACCAGCAUGCAGCCCAGCAAGUGAAACAGGAAGUGAAAACAGUGUUAGUAUGGCUGCACAUACUCUAAUGAUUCUGUCCAGGGCUGCAAUUGCAAAGACUUCUGGUGCCACCCCUCUGAAAGAUAACACGCGCCAAGUCACAUCUCCACUUGGCCAAAAGAAGCGAAAGCUGGAAGAACGGGAGGAGGAAUGUAGACAUCAUUCUUUGUCCAGCAAGACAGAUCUUCAAAAUUCCAGCUCACCUGGAAAGAAAAAACGAUCAAAAUCACAUAAACACAAACGAAAGAAACACCUUGACUCUUUUCCUGUUGAAAUGGAUGUAGAUAAAUUUUUAAGUUCACUGCAAUAUGAUGAAUGAUUAUGCAGAAUUCACUGGCUUCAAUUUUGUGAACCAAAUUGUUCUUGCAUUCUGCUGUCAGUUCACUUUAUACAAUAACUGAUUCCUGGUAUUAAUAAACAGCACUUAGUGUUGAAAUUUACUGAGCAAACUCAUCUUUAAAUGGCACAAUUGAAAGCAAAUCUUGUAGAAAGUGAGUGACUAGAUUAUGAUUGAAAAUGCUUUUGAAACUGUAUAUUGUUACAAUUAAUACUCAGUUAAUUUGUAAAUACUGUAAAAUUUCAACCUGUGCUUUAAUAAAUGUGUUCAAGUGAAUACCA